Messenger RNA from Corylus avellana, 2482 nucleotides. RefSeq names its product general control non-repressible 3 (gene ABCF3). Lineage: Eukaryota; Viridiplantae; Streptophyta; Magnoliopsida; Fagales; Betulaceae. The record is from RefSeq and is a predicted model, not a curated record. Gene Ontology annotation, molecular function: ATP binding; ATP hydrolysis activity.
ACAUAUUCACAUAGUUCAGCGGAGAGCCAGAGAAGAGCUUUCUCGGGGCUCCAAUAUCUGCAAGAAAACCCUAAUCGUAUAAUCUAGAAAAAUUGUUUAUCAAUCUAUCUGAGGCCGAGACGAUGACGGAGGUGGCUAGCUCAGUGGUGCACGAGGUGCUGGGCCCGAGGGCCCAGGACGUGGAUCAGCCGAUCAUCGACUACAUCGUAAACGUCCUCGCCGAUGAGGACUUCGACUUCGGUGACGACGGAGAAGGCGCCUUCGACGCCAUUGGCGAGCUCCUCGUUGCCGCCGAAUGCGUCGACGACUUAGCCGAGUGUCGCUCGGCUUGCAGCAAAUUGUGUGAAAAAUUUGGAAAGCAUGGGUUGGUCAAACCUACAGCAACUGUGCGGAGCCUUGCAACUCCAUUCAGAAUGAAUGCUGGAAUGGAUGAGGAGCAAGUUCCAAAGAAGAAACCUGAGCUGAUGGAUGGUCCUGGACUAUCUGAACGUGACCGAAGGAAGAAAGAAAGAGAAAAGCGGCAAGAGGAACGCCAAAGAGAGGCACAAUACCGAAUGCAUUUAGCAGAGAUGGAAGCAACCAGAGCAGGAAUGCCUGUUGUAUGUGUAACUCAUGAUAGUGGUGGUGGACCGGUUGUCAAGGAUAUCCAUAUGCAGGACUUCGAUAUCUCUGUGGGUGGUCGUGACCUCAUAGUGGAUGGUUCAAUCACACUGUCGUUUGGAAGGCACUAUGGCCUUGUUGGAAGAAAUGGUACAGGGAAAACAACUUUCCUUAGGUACAUGGCUAUGCAUGCAAUUGAUGGUAUUCCUGACAACUGUCAGAUAUUGCAUGUCGAGCAAGAAGUGGUUGGUGAUGAUACAACAGCAUUGCAGUGUGUUCUUAACACUGAUGUUGAGAGAACACAGCUUUUGGAAGAAGAAACUCGUCUGGUUGCCCAACAGAGAGAAUUAGAGUUUGAGGAAGCAAUUGGAAAGAGCAAUGGGGAGCUGAAUCAGGUGAUUGACAAAGAUGCCAUUGCACAAAGGCUUGAUGAGAUAUACAAAAGGCUUGAUGUAAUUGAUGCUGAUUCUGCCGAGUCACGUGCCGCUUCCAUUCUUGCGGGCCUCAGUUUCACUCAAGAGAUGCAGCAGAAGGCUACAAAAGCUUUUUCUGGAGGAUGGCGAAUGCGAAUAGCUCUUGCGCGUGCGUUGUUUAUAGAGCCUGAUUUGUUGCUACUCGAUGAACCCACUAAUCAUCUUGAUCUUCAUGCGGUCCUUUGGCUGGAAACAUACCUUUUGAAAUGGCCAAAAACUUUCAUAGUUGUUUCGCAUGCAAGAGAGUUCUUGAACACGGUAGUCACAGAUAUUCUUCAUUUACAUGGGCAAAAACUGACCGCUUACAAGGGGGAUUAUGAUACGUUUGAGAGGACACGAGAGGAACAGGUUAAGAACCAACAGAAAGCAUUUGAGGCAAAUGAACGCUCCAGAGCUCAUAUGCAGGCCUUUAUUGACAAGUUCCGCUACAAUGCAAAGAGGGCAUCUCUUGUCCAGUCAAGAAUCAAGGCAUUGGAUCGGAUGGGUCACGUGGAUGAAAUUGUCAAUGACCCUGACUACAAAUUUGAGUUCCCAACUCCAGACGACAGACCAGGUCCCCCUAUAAUAAGUUUCAGCGAUGCAUCAUUUGGUUAUCCUGGGGGGCCCAUAUUGUUUCAUAAUUUGAAUUUUGGGAUCGAUUUAGACAGCCGCAUUGCAAUGGUUGGCCCAAAUGGCAUCGGCAAAUCAACUAUACUCAAACUAAUAGCAGGGGAACUACAACCAAGCUCUGGGACUGUUUUCCGAUCUGCUAAGGUUCGGAUUGCUGUUUUUAGUCAGCACCAUGUUGAUGGGCUCGACUUAUCUACAAAUCCCCUUUUGUAUAUGAUGCGCUGCUUCCCAGGUGUGCCUGAACAGAAGCUCCGAUCUCACUUGGGUUCAUUUGGUGUAACUGGAAAUCUUGCACUUCAGCCAAUGUACACUUUGUCAGGCGGUCAAAAAAGCAGAGUUGCGUUUGCGAAGAUAACUUUCAAGAAACCGCACAUAAUAUUGCUUGAUGAGCCGUCCAAUCAUCUGGAUUUGGAUGCUGUGGAGGCACUAAUUCAGGGUCUUGCUUUAUUUCAAGGAGGCAUUCUCAUGGUUAGCCACGAUGAGCACCUAAUAUCAGGUAGUGUAGAUGAGCUGUGGGCAGUAUCAGAAGGAAAGGUAACACCAUUUCACGGCACAUUCCAAGAUUAUAAGAAGAUACUGCAGUCGUAAUCGGAAAAGGUUGUCAGAUUCAAUCUUUUUCAAGCUGCGGACUACCCUUGAUUGCCAAAAAUUACAGGGAUGUCAGCACUUACAGAACACUGUAGAAACAAUUUUGAAGGUUGUCCCAGCCAUCAUAGGUGGUAACUUUCUGCUAAAAGGAUGAGAGAUGCUGUGUUCACUUGGCAAAUAUAUUUUGAUUCUACAAUAUGUUUAUUCUAUCU